Macrobrachium nipponense is the source of this 2953-nucleotide messenger RNA. RefSeq names its product tax1-binding protein 3 homolog. Gene Ontology annotation, biological process: establishment or maintenance of epithelial cell apical/basal polarity; cell-cell adhesion; receptor clustering. Lineage: Eukaryota; Metazoa; Arthropoda; Malacostraca; Decapoda; Palaemonidae. The transcript is spliced from 4 exons. Bases 178 to 546 code for a protein of 122 amino acids. Gene Ontology annotation, molecular function: protein binding. The record is from RefSeq and is a predicted model, not a curated record. Gene Ontology annotation, cellular component: cell junction; basolateral plasma membrane.
UUAAGUUCAAGACUAGUAGUAUACAACUUGUUUGUCGAGUGUCGACUCGCUGAUUCCGUACAUUGACAGCUGAAGAGGAGAAGGCCUGCCGCUGGUGUCCUCAUAAUAGACACAGACAACAUACCUUCAGAGAAGGUUGUCAGCUGCAUCGUCCAUUCUUCUUAGAUAAACUUAAAGAUGACUACAGCCUUUUCACAUGAACCAGGCACUGCCAUGGAGUGCUUAAGUAUUCCAAUAACACUGGAGAAAGAGACUGGAGUUGAUGAGCAUGGUAGACAGGUAUUACGUUGUGGCUUUAAGAUUGGAGGAGGAAUUGACCAAGAUUUCAUGAAGAGUCCCCAGGGAUACACAGAUAACGGAAUUUAUUGCACUGAGGUACAUGAUGGCAGUGCAGCAGCCCGAGCAGGCCUUCGAGUCCAUGAUAAAAUAUUACAGUGUAAUGGCUAUGACUUCACUAUGGUAACUCAUAAGAAAGCUGUGGACUACAUUAAGAAGCAUCCAGUCUUAAAUCUUCUUGUCGCUAGGAAAGGCGUAACUCAUUCGUAAACCUGCACUUCUACCAUGUUGUUGAAUUAAUUCACAUGUUUAUCAUCAUUCAGCAAUGUACAUUCCAUUUUAUAAGGCUGUGGGUUAUUUUGUACAUAACCAGUCAUUCCAUACUAUAUUGAUUAGUUUAUUGGAGAAAAUAUUUUGUAACUCGAGUUUUUUCUGUCAAAAGAAUAUAUGUAAUUUUAACUAUAUAAUAAUUUUAUGAAUAUUAAUAAUCUGUAUAUGGUUAAUCUCAGAUGUGAUUUUAAAAAUUUUUCACCUUCUGUUAAUCCUUUAGAUCUUUUACUUUUCUCAUGUUUAGUGUUACAAUAUUCGAAUAUUUGAGCUUUGGUACAGUAAUUAGGUUUUAGAAUCCCUGUAUAAUUUUCCAGUUUGAACCAAUUAAUAAUUCUUUAGUUGUUUAUGAAGAAUUGUUAUCCAUGAUAGCAGUCUUGCAAGUUAAUUGAGAGUACUGUACAGUACACAAUGAAAGAUAAGAUAACAUUUUGAAAAAAAAGUAGUACCUUUUUUUUUUUUUUUUUUUUUUUUUUAAAUCUGAUAAUAGGAGCAGAUUUUAAACAGCAUUAUAUAUGUGCCAAUAGACUUCUCAAAGAUGUUAAGCAUUCCUCUGUAAUAUAGAGAGAUUGCAUUAUAUGCGGUACAGAAAAUAUACAAAAAGUUUGAGAAUUAAAGUCAUAGGAGGGAAAAUAUAUUAAGCUGUGUCUUUACUACUGACAGUUUUGAUGAUACUCUAAGAAUUGUAUAAAAAUUGCUCUUGGUAAGGAACUAUGACAGUGUGCCUCUUCUUGGAGAUGACUUGAGUCUGGUUUUAAAGAGGGAGUAUUUUUUUUUUUUUAUGCUUUGGCUAACAAUAAAUGAGGAAAUUUUUCAUGUUAAGAAAGCUUUCGGAAAAGGACUAGGGAUGGCCUGUAACAAGUAGUCUGGGCCAUCUCUACUCAUAUUUGUGCAUUUUACACUUAUGUUUGUCUGAAGAUAUAGAGUACAUGUAUUGAGGACAUACAGUUCUGAUCUCUUAAAACAUAUCCGGUAGAAAUGAAGUCACAGGAUAUAUUUUCCAUUAAAAGUCAUUGGUUAUUUUAGCACUACCACAGACAGAUUCAUAUUAAUUAAACCAUUGCCAAUGUAUGUGGUGUAUAUGUGUACUCUGUAUGUUUGUAGGCAUAGAAUACUUUUAAAAAAGUAGUCAACACUCUGUUAAAAUGAAUAAUAAACAGAACUUUCCUAAUCCUCAUAGUAAGAUUGGAAGUAAUAGCACUGAUAAUGAAAACAUACUUAACUAAUGUUCAGCAUUAUAGAUGCAGAUUGUUGAAUUAGACAUCUGCCAACCUUGUUGCAAACUAGAUUUGUGUAUCAAGUAGUAUAGUACUGAAAGACUUUGUUUCUCACAAGUUAAUACAACUAGUUCUCCAAGUUUCUUUAUGAGAUCCCACCAUUCUCUGACUAUUUCUGCUAUUCCACUAUCAGUCCAUUGAUUUAAGUACUUGCUGGUUGCCAAGAAACCAGUGUACCGUAUCCUGGUGUUGCUCCAAAAGGUGGAUCAAGCCAUCCAACUAAUCUGUCACCCAUGCACAAUCCAUAACCCAUAGUUCUUAAAUAUUUGUAUUUAUUUUUAUGAUAGGUACAGCAUUCUUAGCAAGUACAUGUUAACCUUUGUAUUGACAGGUAUCUGCAUUGUAUGAAAAAAAAAAAUGCUGAUGUACAAUGUUUUCAUGCAGACACAUUUGAGUUUGUUUUCAUUAGUCAGAUAGAUAAAUUCAUUCUGAGCACGUUAUGAUGAAUGUUUAUUUGUGCCUAUAUUUACAGUAAUAAUCCUUUUUUACAAUACAUUUCAGCAAAUGAGGAAUUGCUAUAAUUUGUGUCUUUAAUAUAGACUGUAUACUUUUUAAAUUUUGGGGGUAUGUGGUAUUUUAAUAUGUUCUCUUUCAUUGGUCAUUGUUACAUUUUGAAGGUCUUCAUAUAAAUAAAUAAUAUGAUUGCCAUGAAUUACUGUGAAUAUUCUUGUAUUAUUUGGCACUGGAUCAUAUUGAAUUAGUCGCCUUCCUUAAACCUAUUGAUUUUUAAUCAAAAUGCUGUACUCAAACAUUUUCUAUAAACUAUUUUUUCUUUUUUUUUUAAACCUUAGAUUGAAGUAAUUCAUUGCUGUUUAAAGUCUGUCUCCUUCAAUGUCAUUAUGUAAGUUUUCCUUUGACCAAACUUCUUAUUUCGUAUUCAUAUAAAAUUUAUUUGUAAUUGGUAUGUAUUACCUAGGUAUGUUUACUGUUUAAGAGAUUCUAGAAUAUUUUUAUCACAAAGAUGUGGAGUAGUAUUUCUGUAUCGUUUGGUAAUACAUGUUAAGUAUAUCACUUUUACUUCAUGAUUUACAUCUAAACUCAAUGCACUCAAUUCAAGUUGUUAUUUUAAAUGA